AUGGACUUCAAACUCAAGUCCAAGGAUCUUUCCAAUCUUGUUCGACUCACGUUCGACAACACUACAGUUUCGGACGUCGAGUCCUACGUGCUCCAGGAGUACGAGAAGAAGCUGGGUGGUCUCGAUGGGAUCCUGAGAUCCUUGAAGAUCGAGAAGGAGAAGGGUGUCAACUCCAACGAUGUCAAGGACAGGGCCAACUUCUUUGGCAAGAAUGAGGUUGAACAAGAGCCGCAGGAGCCGCUCUGGAAACUGAUGUGGGAGGCCUUGCAAGACCCGACCCUGAUUUUCCUCACCUGUGCUGCCAUCCUCUCGCUCCUCAUCGGUGUCUUCGUUGAGCAAAAGCCAUACGGGUGGCUUGAGGGAGUGGCCAUCUUGUUUGCGGUGGUGGUGGUUGUCACUGUUGGUGCCGUGAACGAUUACCAGAAGGAGAAGCAAUUCCGUGACUUGAACGCAAAGAAGGAUGACAUUGACAUCACUGUCAUCCGUGACGGGCAGCAGACGACCAUCUCGACCAAGCAACUUGUUGUUGGCGACAUUGUUCUGCUGAGCACUGGAGACAUUCUUCCAGCUGAUGGCAUCGUUCUUGGUCGCAAUGAUCUCGCUAUCAACGAGAAGAUGCUCACGGGUGAAACUGUGAUGAAGAAGAAGUCCAGCAGCUACAUCCUCGAGCAUGGUUCUGUUAAGAGCAGCCCAACCUUGUUCGCCGGCACCUUUGUUCAAGAAGGGGAGGGCAGGAUGUUGGUCGUUGCCGUUGGAGCGAGCACAUACCAGGGAACCAUGGAGGAGAAGAUGAAGGAAGCUGAGGGCGGUCGCAGCAUCCUGCAGAAGAAGCUCGAUGCCAUGACGGAUCUCAUCACAACUGUCAGCAUGUGGGUUUCCAUCGCGCUGGUGGUCAUCCUCUGCCUUCGCAUGUUCUAUGCCUUCUACGCUGGGAAGUGCUGCUUCGAGAAAUGGGACCACAAGAUUCACUGGUCUGAGUUGCUCGGAUUCAUCAUCACUGGCAUCACCAUCUUCGUUGUUGCGGUUCCUGAGGGGUUGCCCCUUGCCGUCACCAUCGCCCUGGCCUUCUCUGUCAAGAAGAUGCUCAAAGAUCAGAACUUGGUCAGGCAUUUGAGCGCGUGCGAGACUAUGGGUGGAGCCACCACGAUCUGCUCGGACAAGACCGGUACCUUGACCACUUCAAGGAUGACUGUCGUCAAGGCAUGGUGCGGAAACAGAGUCUUCUCCAACAUGAGAGAUAUCGGCGCGCAGCUCCCACAGAUCAAGGAGAAGUUCGCGACUGCUGCGGUGGUCAACACCCUGUUCAAGACUUACCUGAAGAAGAAUACCAACGGGACCUGGGCCUACUGCGGAAACGAUACUGAGUGCUCGCUGCUCAUUAUGGCGAACGAGAUCGGCCACAGCUACGAGUCGAUCAGACAGAAGUACCCCGACGAACAGAUCGGUCGUGUGUGCUACACCUUCUCCUCGGACAGGAAGAGGAUGAGUACUGUCGUGCCCCAGAACGGCAAGGAGGUUCUCUACUGCAAGGGAGCUGCCGAGAUCGUGUCUGCCCUCUGCCCAAGAAUCAUGACGGCAGAUGGCUCCAUCAAGGACAUCGACGUUGCGAUGCGCAAUCAGAUCGAGCAGAUCAUCUCUGACUUUGCUGACGAGGGUCUGAGAACUCUCUGCAUCGCCCAGAGGGAGCUGUCCAAACCAUCGGAGCAGAUGUCUCUUCCCGAACUUGAGGCCGACCUGACCCUCGUUGGGAUCGUCGGUAUCGAGGACCCUCUUCGUGACGAAGUCCCGGGGGCCAUCAAGGACUGCCAGACCGCAGGGAUUGUCGUGCGUAUGGUCACUGGUGACAACAUCCAGACGGCUCGCGCCAUCGCAAAGAAAUGCGGCAUCAUCACCAGCGAAGAUGGGGAGGGUUCCGUGCUCGAUGGCAAGACGUUCAGAGAUCGCGUCUGCGACUCGGACGGCAACAUCAUCCAGUCAGAGUUUGAUAAGGUCUGGCCUCCCCUGAGGGUGCUUGCUCGCUCCACGCCUCUCGACAAGCACGUGCUGGUCUCUGGUAUCCAGGCUUCCACUGUUGGGAUCAAACAGACCGUUGCCGUGACUGGAGACGGAACCAACGACGCUCCCGCUCUCAAGAAGGCCGAUGUUGGUUUUGCCAUGGGUAUUCAAGGGACCGACGUGGCUAAGAAUGCUUCGGACGUAAUCAUCAUGGACGACAAUUUUGUUUCCAUCGUCGCAGCCGUCAAGUGGGGCCGCUGCGUUUACGACAACAUCUGCAAGUUCCUGCAGUUCCAGCUGACGGUCAACAUCACCGCCUGCUCGUUGGCCUGCGUUGGCGCUGCCAUCUUGACGGAGAGCCCUUUGAAUGCUAUCCAGAUGCUCUGGGUCAACUUGAUCAUGGACUCCUUUGCUUCCCUGGCGCUCGCCACCGAAGAUCCGACUGACGAGCUCCUGAGGAGGAAGCCGUACCCCCGUGAUCAGGCUGUUCUUUCGCAGACGAUGGUGCGAAACAUGGUCUUGCAUGCCUCGUGGCAGCUGAUUGUGCUCUCGUUCCUUAUCUUCGGGAUGGGAGAUGUCUGCCGCGGCACCGGCUCUGUCUGCGAGGGAGAAAUCCUGGUGGAUUACUUUGGAAACAUCCGCAGCGGACGACCUGCGGCGUACGACUGGAACGGAGUGCCGGGUGCCUGCAUCCCCAUGUAUAACUCCUCGGACCCCUCGACGUUCGAUGCCAAGACCGGCAAGCCCCUCAGGCCUCACGACUUCUGCUCCGGCGCCCACCACGGUGUCAGCGACCACACGCAGCAUUACACCAUGGUGUUCAACGUCUUCGUGCUGAUGCAGAUCUUCAACGAGAUCAACUCCCGCAAGAUCCACAACGAGCUCAACGUCUUUGACGGAGUGUUCCGCAACUCCUUCUUCCUCGUUAUUGUCAUCGGAACCCUCAUCACUCAGUUUGCCCUGAUCGAGGUGCCUGGGCUCAACGCCGCCUUCGGCUGCACUCACCUGACCCGGGAUCAGUGGAUCGCCUGCCUUCUCUUGGGAGCCUCUGUGAUCCCUCUCAACGUUCUGUUCCACAUGGUACCAGUCUCCUGGUUCCCCGCUGGAGGCGGGGGCAUGCCCGAGGACGACGAGGAGGAGGCUGAGGGAAAGCAGAAGUCCAAGGACGAAUAA
This is a messenger RNA of Guillardia theta CCMP2712, 3168 nucleotides long. RefSeq lists its product as hypothetical. Gene Ontology annotation, cellular component: membrane; intracellular membrane-bounded organelle. NCBI's taxonomy places the organism in Eukaryota, Cryptophyceae, Pyrenomonadales, Geminigeraceae. The transcript has 14 exons. The coding region runs from base 1 to 3168 and encodes 1055 amino acids. The record is from RefSeq and is a predicted model, not a curated record. Gene Ontology annotation, biological process: calcium ion transmembrane transport. Gene Ontology annotation, molecular function: ATP binding; P-type calcium transporter activity; ATP hydrolysis activity.